UAAUACUUUAAACAGAAGCUAAAAACAUUUAGUUUUUACUACAUACAAUUAACUGAUUAAAAAUAGGCCUAGGCAAAAGAUUUGAAGAGAAAAAGGAACAUCAACUCCAUGUCACAAAAAGAUAAUUUACAGAAUAAGAUGUUAUACAUUAAACAGAAGCUAAAAACAUUUAGUUUUUACUACACACAAUUUACUGAUUAAAGUAAGUGAUUUACUUUGUAAAUCUUUAAUUUAAAUUAUUCAUAACUUUUAUAUGACUGAUGCAACCAACAUUGUUUGAAAGCAACAUGGUGAAGACAACGAUUUCUUGAGUAGGCUAAUUUAACUGGAUGGAACAUAGAGUCAAGACAUAAAAGCAAAAUGCCUCAAGUAACCUAUGUGGUAUGAUGUCUAAUACACAUAACAAUCUUUGAGCAAGAGCUGAUCACAUUUUAUUAAUACACUAAUUAACUGUUCAACAUCUAACCAAUUCUACAAAAAUAGACAUAUAAAACCAGCAGAAUAAUUCAGAGUAGUAUCAUCUUGCCUGAUGUUAGAAAUCGGAAAUAUAAAACAUAAAAUGUUUAAUAUCACUAAAAAGCGUCUCCUUAACUGUCCAAUAUGUAGAAAAAUGUUUUCAACUAUAAGGAGUAUGAAGUAUCAUAUAUAUUUACACACAGGCGAGCGUCCCUUUAGAUGUUUGACAUGUAAGAAAACAUUUAAUCAAAUAUCUCAUCUAAAGUAUCAUUUGUUAACACAUUCUGGGAUGUGUCCUUACAAGUGCAUUACAUGUGAAAAAUCUUUCAAAACCACCAGCCUUUUGAAGAUACAUGCAUUGGUUCACACGGGAGAUCGACCUCAUCAGUGCCCUACAUGUGGAAAAUCCUUCAAAUCCAAGGGAGAUAUGAAUAAACAUACAUUGGUUCACACGGGAGAUCGACCUCAUCAGUGCCCUACAUGUGGAAAAUCAUUCAAAUCCAAGGGAGAUAUGAAGAAACAUACUUUGGUUCACACGGGAGAGCGACCUCAUAAGUGCCCUAUAUGUGGAAAAUCUUUCUCAACCAGCAGCUAUAUGAAGAGACAUACAUUGGUUCACACAGGAAAUGGACCCCAUAAGUGCACUACAUGUGGAAAAUCCUUCUCAACCAGCAGCUAUAUGAAGCUUCAUUUAUUGGUUCACACAGGAGAACGACCUCAUGAGUGCACUACAUGUGGAAAAUCCUUCCGAAACAGCAGCUAUAUGAAGAGACAUACAUUGGAUCACACAGGAAAUAGACCCCAUAAGUGCACUACAUGUGGAAAAUCCUUCUCAACCAGCAGCAAUAUGAAGCUUCAUUUAUUGGUUCACACAGGAGAACGACCUCAUCAGUGCACAACAUGUGGAAAAUCCUUCCGAAACAGCAGCUAUAUGAAGAAACAUACAUUGGUUCACACGGGAGAGCGACCUCAUCAGUGCCCUACAUGUGGAAAAUCAUUCAAAUUCAUGAGAGUUAUGAAGAAUCAUACUUUGGUUCACACAGGAGAGCGGCCUCAUCAGUGCCCUACAUGUGGAAAAUCAUUCAAAUCCAAGGGAUAUAUGAAGAAACAUACUUUGGUUCACACGGGAGAGCGGCCUCAUCAGUGCCCUACAUGUGGAAAAUCAUUCAAAUCCAAACAAUAUAUGAAGAGACAUACAUUGGUUCACAAAGGAGAGUGACCUCAUUAGUGCCCUAGAUGUCGAAAAUCAUUCAAAUCCAAGGAAUAUAUGAAAAAACAUACAUUUGUUUACACGGGAGAGUGACCUCAUCAGUGCCCUAGAUGUGGAAAAUCAUUCAAAUCCAAGCAAUAUAUGAAGAGACAUACAUUGGUUCACAAAGGAGAGUGACCUCAUUAGUGCCCUAGAUGUCGAAAAUCAUUCAAAUCCAAGGAAUAUAUGAAAAAACAUACAUUGGUUCACACAGGAGAGCGGCCUCAUCAGUACCCUUCAUGUGGAAAAUCAUUCAAAUCCAAGGAAUAUAUGAAGAAACAUACAUUUGUUUACACCGGAGAGUGACCUCAUCAGUGCCCUACAUGUCGAAAAUCAUUCAAAUCCAAGGGAGAUAUGAAGAAACAUACUUUGGUUCACAGGGGAGAGCGACCUCAUCAGUGCCCUACAUGUGGAAAAUCAUUCAAAUCCAAGGAAGAUGUAAAGAGACAUAAAUUGGUUCACACGAGAGAGCGACCUCACAAGUGAAAAAUCCUUCCAACCAGCAGUCAUAUGGAAAGACUUAUGAAUAAUUCAUUCACACUGGAGAGACCUUAUAAGUGCACCACAUCUGGAAGAUUCAUCACAAAUAGUUGUAAUGUGUUCAAAUUCAAAUAUAUUUAUUUAGGAUAUUACAAGCAUGGCCUCGCCAAGUUUACAAAACUUGUCGGCAAGGACCAAUAGAUUCAAAAAAAGUUUACAGAUUUUUCUCUUUUUUCUUUAGUUUUGUUUUCUAAGUACAAAGAAUUAUGAAAACUAGUUCAAAGGUGGUUUGUGGCAGGCACCUAUUAAGAAAAUGGAAAACGUCUCAGCAUAUUACAGCCACAAAAAAUAUUUCUGCCACUUUCUGGUUAAAGGCGCCCGUAAAGAUCCAUCAGAUUUCGGGGUUCCAUAAGAAACACGUCACCACAAAAAUUCACACAUGCACAUAUCUCGUGACAUUUGGGCUAGAGAGUAUUGCGGAAAUGCGAAAUAACCUUCCUAGGAACCUAAUACACAUCACAUCCAUUGAAUCCUAAUCAUUAUUUGUAUCAAUUGUCAAUGGGUAGUAUGUGUGGUGGAUCUUAUUGUAAAUAAACCAAGCUAUUGUUAAACAACGAACCAAACGUCUCACCUGUGACCUAAAAGUGUUUAAGCACUAUGACAAAAUUUCAGGUUGAAAGACAAAAUUAGAUUUUAAAAUAAGUAAUACUCGUCUCACCUCAAAUUAGGUCACACCUUACAUUUUUCCAGAUAGCUCAGCCUACAAUGAGAUAGUACAGGGCUCUAAUAUUCAAAGCUUGUCAAGCCAUUUAAUAAAUAGCCUACAACAUUGUAGCAGUAUUUUUUUGCCAAGCAGCUUUUUUUCGGAUUGAUUUUCAGUUUGACCCCUCUCA
Molecule: messenger RNA, 3078 nt
Organism: Macrosteles quadrilineatus (aster leafhopper)
Lineage: Eukaryota; Metazoa; Arthropoda; Insecta; Hemiptera; Cicadellidae
Product: zinc finger protein 708-like
Exons: 2
Coding region: 530-1675 (381 amino acids)
Biological process (GO): regulation of transcription by RNA polymerase II
Molecular function (GO): RNA polymerase II cis-regulatory region sequence-specific DNA binding; DNA-binding transcription factor activity
Source: RefSeq, a predicted model, not a curated record